Molecule: messenger RNA, 432 nt
Organism: Mytilus trossulus (common blue mussel)
Lineage: Eukaryota; Metazoa; Mollusca; Bivalvia; Mytilida; Mytilidae
Product: DIS3-like exonuclease 2
Exons: 4
Coding region: 1-432 (143 amino acids)
Biological process (GO): miRNA catabolic process; mRNA catabolic process
Cellular component (GO): P-body
Molecular function (GO): 3'-5'-RNA exonuclease activity
Source: RefSeq, a predicted model, not a curated record
AUGGUAAUGACUAUAAUAUACCUAUACAAACUGAUAGACUCAAAUUUUCACAACAUCAUUAAAGUGGAGUUAAAGUCUUAUAGGAUUGUUGUGUCAAUCAUUGAACCUAAGCAUUCUAGAGCCAGUACUGGACAUAUUCAUUUAAUGCCUGACAGAAAUCCAGAUACAGCCUUGUUUAAACCACUGGACCACAGGUUACCUAGAAUUAUGAUACCCAUGGAAAAUUGUCCAAAAGAUUUCACCGUACGACCAGAAGAUCAUGCCAACACUCUGUUUAUAUGUAGAAUAACUGAAUGGAAGGAAGACUCAAUGUAUUCUCACGGAGAAUUAAUGAGGAGUUUAGGAGAAGCAGGAGAAAUAGAACCAGAAACAGAGGGAAUCCUGAUAGAAAAUGAUGUGGAUUACUCAGAAUUUACAGAGGAGGUGUGUUAA